Messenger RNA from Marasmius oreades (fairy-ring Marasmius), 1185 nucleotides. RefSeq lists its product as uncharacterized. The transcript is spliced from 4 exons. The coding region runs from base 1 to 1185 and encodes 394 amino acids. NCBI's taxonomy places the organism in Eukaryota, Fungi, Basidiomycota, Agaricomycetes, Agaricales, Marasmiaceae. Gene Ontology annotation, cellular component: nucleus; cytoplasm. Gene Ontology annotation, biological process: negative regulation of cell population proliferation; negative regulation of mitotic cell cycle. The record is from RefSeq and is a predicted model, not a curated record.
AUGAGUCAACUGACUAUAUAUCAAGCUCGCCUGGGGAUACACUUUGUGUAUGCUGGGAAACACAAAUACAAGGAUCUCUUAUUCCCCCCAGGAUCAGGAGCUCACAUUAUCUCACGACUAGAUUUCCGUUCAAUUAAUCUCUCUUUAUCUCUCGUCUCACUCUUUUUCGCAGUAACAGCACCUACGCUUACCUUCCACUCCUUCGUAUCGCCGGACGAUCCCUUGCACGACCAACAACCUCCUCUCGAACUCUCUGUAAUCGCACUUGCACUCGACUUGCGCCUAUCUACACAAAUGGCUUCUUCUACUUCCGCCUCCCUCUCCGUCACCCUCGCACACGCCAUCUCGUACCUCACAUCCUGUCUUCAUGGUCAAGUUGCUCCGUGUAAGAUCACCAAAUUGCAGCUUGUUCUCGAAGCCAACCUUACUGCACACUAUGCAUCGACCUGGACACCUUCCGAACCUCUUCGUGGUUCUGGUCGCAGAUGCCUCACCCUCAGCCCCGAGUGUCUCCCGCCGCGUGUCAUUUACUCCGCGUGUAUUGCUGCCGGCGUUCAGUGGUUCGAUUGGAUCAAUGCCCUCGGUGGUCAAGAAUGCGACUUUUUUGUCGACCCAGGUUGUGUAUCCCUUCGAGUUGGAAGAACAGGUGGCGCCCACAGUCGCCUCAUCACUGUGUGGGCUGAUGAAAUACCCUCACCCACCGUGGCGCCCUUCCCCUUUAAGGUUCAAGGCAAAACCAUUGCCCAGCAACUGAUGGAGAGUGAUGACGACGAUUCCGAGCAUAUGUUCGCCAUGAUUGCCCACGAAACUGCCAAGCCCACUACUUGGAUGACCUCGAUGUUGAAUCAGUUCCCCAUACCCACCAGGUCCACAUCUCCCCUGUCGACGUCCUCCUCUCAUUCUCGGUGCAGCUCUCGUUCUUCCGACUCGAGUUUUUCCGUCGAUUCGCGUGCAACCGCGUCUUCCGCACAGAGCGUUGAUAGGUGCAGACCAUCUCGUAGGGAACGCGCGCGGCAAGCAAAGGUCUUCGUUGACAGUUCCAAGACCGAAGUUACACAAUACGAGGGUGGUCGUACUACAGUAUUGACUGGCGGUGUGAUGCUUGGAGGUUCCGCUUCCAAGGGUAAAUCUCGCUGCUCCCCCACCCAAAGUCCUUUGGUGGACUGGCGCUCCGUACGCGCUUGA